This is a messenger RNA of Micropterus dolomieu (smallmouth bass), 3427 nucleotides long. RefSeq names its product cap methyltransferase 2 (gene cmtr2). Gene Ontology annotation, cellular component: nucleus; cytoplasm. The record is from RefSeq and is a predicted model, not a curated record. The transcript has 3 exons. Gene Ontology annotation, biological process: 7-methylguanosine mRNA capping. Bases 70 to 2376 code for a protein of 768 amino acids. Gene Ontology annotation, molecular function: methyltransferase cap1 activity. NCBI's taxonomy places the organism in Eukaryota, Metazoa, Chordata, Actinopteri, Centrarchiformes, Centrarchidae.
GUCUGAGGAACAUUUACUCCAGCGGCCUUUACUACGAAGCGGGGUAACUGGUUUAUUCAGGUGUGGAGGAUGAGCUCGGGCAAUGGGACCAGGAGGAAAGUUGGCAAGUUGCAGCAUUUCAGCAACAUGGUGGUGUUUGACCCUGAAACAAUGACUGAGAUUCAAGGUCUUUUUAGUAAAGUUAGAACCUAUGUGAAACCGUCCAAUGGGGAGUGGUGCAUCCCCGACCCAAAUGCUGCUCUCAGACACCCUGCAGAGGAACACUGCCGGCUGCAGGCCCUGAAGACGUCGCUGAAUGCUGUAAAGAACCAGCUCAGCGACAAGAAUGUCCAGGUCUGGCAUCAGCACACAAACUCCACCAAUCGAGCCGGGAAGGUGAUCGCCGCCGUGCGUUCUGCUGCCAACGCGGAGAUCUGCACUCAGGCCUGGUGCAAGUUCUUUGAGAUCCUGGGAACCUUCAGUCUUCUUCCAGAGGAGGCCCUUCAAAAUGGAGAGCUGAACACGGUCCACCUGUGCGAAGCUCCAGGGGCUUUUAUAACCGCUCUGAACCACUACAUCAACACUAACGAGUCCACGCGCUACUGUGACUGGAGCUGGGCUGCCAACACUCUCAACCCGUACCAUGAGGCGAACGGUGGGAGCACAACGAUCGCAGAUGAUCGGUUAAUCGCUAACACACUGCCCUGGUGGUUCUUCGGCUCGGAUAACACAGGCAACAUCAUGAUCCAGAAGCAUUUGCUGGAGCUGCAGGUGUUUGUGUCUAACAUGCGUAGAGUUGAUUUGGUGACGGCAGAUGGUAGUUUUGACUGCCAGGAGAACCCAGACGAGCAGGAGGCGCUGGUGGCAUCGCUGCAUUACUGUGAGGUCACAGCUGCCCUGCUGCUCUUAAGCCCCGGUGGCUCCUUUGUACUGAAAAUGUUCACGCUGUAUGAACACUCCUCCAUCUGCCUUCUCUACCUGCUCAACUGCUGUUUCCGCUCCGUCAACGUCUUCAAACCUGCCACCAGCAAGUCGGGCAACUCUGAGGUUUAUGUCGUGUGUCUGAACUAUGAUGGCAAGGAAGCUGUGAGGCCUCUGCUCUCAAAACUGAUUCGUAACUACGGACCAAAUCUGGCAGACCGGGAGGCGCUUUUCCCAUACUCCCUAGUCCCAGAGUCGUUCUUUAAACAACACGAAGAGGUGUGCUUGUACUUCCACGCGCUGCAGGUGGAGACAAUCACAGAAAACCUGCGACUGUCUGAAGGAAUGACCACCGAGCAGAGGCAGCGGCUUGACUACAUCAGGGACUGUACGGCUCAGGAAUACCUGCAGCGCUUCCAGGUGAGCUUCCUUCCCCGGAGUCGAUGGAUCUCUCGUAACACGGUGAAUCCCGCCUGCUGUAGUGUCUCAGCGGGCCGACCUCUGGGACAGAAGAAGCAAACAGGCUCGUUCAAUGAACGGAGGGAAUUGCAGACACUGAGCUGGAGGGAGCGCAUAGAGAGGGGUUGCCAUGCCACCUGGAUACAGAGACACUGCACUGAGUCUGCUGGGACAGGCUGCGUGCUGGAAGGACCCCUGUCCGAGUGUCACGUGGCUUCAUGGUACGUUAUUGCGGGGGCUGCACUGCCUGCAGUCAGAAACUCUCCGUUCUGUGAAGGAGGAUUGUUAAACCAUUUGAAUGAAGCCCUGAUGGACACAGCAGUGGACUGGACUUGCGUACCUACCUGUGACUCUUGCUAUGUGGUUACUGCGGCCUCCAUCUUGUCUGACGUUGCACGUCUUUCUGUUUUCAUAGCUGACAGUGCUGGGAACAAAAAGAGGCAGUGUCUGGUGUUUGGCAGCCGAUCAGUGUGGGGUGCCUGUGAAAGCCAACUUGGGGAUUUAGUCUUAACAUUUUCUGCAGAGCCUUUAUUUCCUCAAAGAGGUUGCAUCACGCUGCACGACGGGGAGCCACUGUACCAGCAGCAGCUCUUAGGUUGUGCUGUAUUUUCCCUGCAGACCCUGAACUCUGGGGAUGCCCUGCUGCUACCUGUGUUUUCUGCCCUCACCCGUGUCACUGCAGCUGUUGUGUUCUGCCUGCAUGUUUGUUUUCGCUCAGUCACGUUCAGGUGUCCGCCUCCCUCAGGCGUAGUUGGGUACUCUGUGCUUUUGUGUGUUGGUUUCUGCCCUGAAGCUGCUGCACGAAUACUCCCUGUUCUCACGGAUGUCCAUAACGACAUGGGUCAGUUGUUAAAAGGAGAGGAGGUUUUGGGUAAAAAUCUGGCGUCUGGAUGUGACAGACAGGUGCUACAGUUUGUUCCCAUGGAGGAACUGCUCACAGGAGGACUUACUGAGUUCCUGUGGACCAUGAACUCUGAAAUCAUCCAACAGAAGCUGCAUUCGCUCAUGCAGUCAUAGUGCAGUUUAGUGAGCUGUGACUCUGGGGUGCAUACUGUUGCUUUAGUCACUGAAUAAUUUUUGUCUGCUGUUAUUUAAAAGAUUACGCCAUUUAGGUUUGCACUCCUGUAACAAUGUUGGACUCUUUGGACAACUUUAAAGAAAGGAUCUAAAUUGAUGCAACAGAUAUCUUAUUUAUUCCACACAUUCUACUUCCUUGUAAAAACCUGUGACCUACAUUACCCACAAUGAUUGCAGUGCGUUAUUUUUGUACCAGCUAAAGUGGCCUUGAGUCAGUGACUCAAGUGGCAUCACAUGAGGACAUUUAUCGGAUUUCACACAGCUCCCUCCGGAGACACAAGUCUUUAUACACCUUUCUUCACCGGUGUUCACACCUGUGAACAGACUGUUGUGUAAAAUCAGUGGAGUCAAAUGACGACCCUCCCCAGCAGCAAGAAUUAUAAAUUGUUAUUAAACUAUUGGUAGUAUUAUACAUAGUACAUUGUGUUUUCAGUGCUUUUUUAUUUAUUAAGGAUCCUUCAGUUGGUGUAAUUAUGUACUGGAUACAGUAUCUAAGCGAUGCUUUUGGGACUUACUGUAAUGAUGUUGAAGUUAAAGUAACUUUUGAGGGAUGGUGUCAUGUUGGCAAAGGUUUACAGGACACUUGUACACCUUUUAGAUUAUCACGCUACCGCAAAUUUGACUGUCACCGUAUAAACGUUAGAGAGAGUGGUAAAACAGAAUUAGAGGCAUGGCUGAUAAUAUUGCCAUUUUAUCAUAUCAGAUAUAUCUAUCAGUUUAUAUGUUAGAAGAAGUAAGAAACGGCCAAUUGACCUGGACUAUAUGAGAUAGAUGUGUGUCAUAGUCUAUUUUUGAGGCCUUCCACCAUUUGUUUAUAUGCAUUUAUACUUGAUUCUUGUUCUAAGUUUAUCCCAUCGUAUGUGGCGAGAGGAAAUACGACUAAUUCAAAUUAAGAUACAGAUUAGAGGCCGACCGAUACUGGAAUUUUGAGGCAGAUGCUGAGAGUAAAAAAAAAAAAAACAUUAACAUUAUUUUGUUAUAGAUAUGCAUU